CUCAGUUUGCUAAUUUAAGUAUUUUCAUUUGAAAUAAAAAAUAUAUUUAUCUUUAGUUUUUCCCUUGAAGGAAUCCAUUACUAAUCAUGGGAUGACCUUUUUGACGGGAUCAUAUCUUUUUACUUUUACAUGGUGUAAACAAAUGUUGCUUUGAGCAAGCGUGCACUCCGGGCACCUUUUAACCAACCUUGCCAUUUUCUCUUUGGUAUAUGACGCAUUGAUCAGAGGAGUCGUGUUGACUGUCUGCAAGGCAGCAACAGAGCAAACGUAUCACUUGUGAAAGGACUUGCUGAGCUCUCAGCUGUGUUUUGACGUGCCCGGCGCAGAAUACAGUCUCAGUUGUCUGAGCUUGUAGCUUUAUCUGCAUGUGUGGGUGGUUAUCAUGGACCACAUUAAUAUGGUCUGUCUUUAUUUGUCUAUUUUUUUUACAGAUUUCAUUAUGUUGCGGUCAGAAUGUACAUGUAUUUGAGGGGUGUUGAAACACACAACAUCUUCCCCAUUGAAAGAUACUGCUCUAUUAAAAGUAGCACGCAAGGCAAAAUCGUGGUUUUAAAAAACCCAGGAUGUUACAAACAAGUGUCAGAUUUGGGGAUUUGAUUGAGAAGCAAAGGAGAACAUACGUUUGAACGUAUCGUAGUGAUUUGUUAACUGCAUGAUGGACGCGUCACACUCGUGGUCAGAAAGUUCUGAGUAAACUGAAGUAGCUAAGUUCUCUAAUAUGAAGCUCUUAACUGAUUUACUGAUACAUUGUUUCCACCUUUGAUUGUUGUUAGUUAGUCAUUGACAUUAAAUGUUACAGAGAAACGCAUGAUUGUGUUUAUGGUGUUACUCCUAGUGGAUGCUAAUGUCCUCAUAAUAAUUAUAGUUUUUAUACGUUUUAUACGAUUUAGCCGAGAAAGGAAAACGAUGGCGUUUAAAUCUGCACGUGAUCUUUCGCUCUGAAUGUCUCUCUCUCGCUCGCUCGCUCUCACACACACACACACACACACGCACAAACACGUUCACCAAACAGCUGAUAAGACAAGUUUAAUAAAACUUUGCCCUGCAUGUGUCUUUGUUUUCAACAUGUCCAGGAACCGUGAGGUACAAAGGUCUAUCCAGGUUAGCUGUUCACAUGUUGCUCUUAACCUUUUACAUCAUAUUUAAUCUGCUGCUGUAUUUUAUUCCCUAUCUCCUUGAUUCCUUUACUUAACCCCUUUUCUUACACUUAUUGUCCAUGCUUGACUUUUGCACCUUUUAACCUCUUUUAACGAGAAGACGAGCUGCAUCUUUUCCUGUGUGAGUAACACCGCUACAACCUCAGUAUGUGACAAGCCGCUUAUGCAUAACAAAUCCCACCAAGCUUGGACGGCUGCCCCACAGGAGGAACAUCAUGGCUUCAUACUGACCAAGAAAAAUAUUUGACUGUUUAAGGAGCCAGCGCAAGUGAACAUGGACUCUGCAUCGAGAGCUCAGAGGAGAAAGAUAACCAUGGCGGCAGCUGCAGCCCCCGACGGCGGCUACGCCUGGUUCAUCCUGCUCUCCUGCUUUCUAGUUUUUGGUUUGACCUUUGGGGUCAUUAAAGCAUUUGGUGUAUUCUACGUUGAGAUACAUCGAUACUUUGAAACCACAGCAACAGGUACAUCGUGGAUCACCUCUAUUGCGGUGGCUACCAUUCACAUUGUAGCUCCAGUGGCAUCUGCACUCAGCGCACGAUUCAGCCAUCGUGCUGUAGUGAUAACGGGGGGUCUGAUGUGCAGCUUAGGAGUUGUAUUUGGGGCUUUUGCCAAUAACCUCACUGAACUCUACUUAACAGUAGGGUUUCUAAAUGGAUUUGGCUACGCUUUAACGUGGACGCCCACAGUGACCAUGCUGGGCUAUUACUUUGAGAAGAGGCGCCCGGUGGCAAAUGCCUUAUCCAGCUCAGGAGAAUGCAUUUUUACCUUUGUCCUCACCCCUUUAUUUCAGCUGCUGAUUGACAGCUUCUCUUGGAGAGGUGCUCUGCUGAUCUUAGGGGGGCUGCAGCUUAACCUGUGCGUAAGUGGGAUGUUGUUGAGGCCCCUGAAAGCCACCAAAGAUCCUACUAAUGGCAGUGAGAUAAAAGCUGCAGAAGAAAGCUUGGAAAUCAGAUCAGUCUCUAAAGAGGACUUGGAUGAGGUCAAGUCCAGCUGCCAUGUAGGGAAAGAGCUGGAGGAUGCUGAUGAGUGGAGAGUGGAACUAUGUUUUGAAGAUCCCAGUGACAAACAUGAUAUGACUGAAGAAUCAACCAGCAGAACUAAGUGGACUGAACUAAAGAACAAAAUUCUUCUGUAUGUAGAUUAUACCCUCAUUACAAAUGCUCAGUUCAUGGUCUACUCUAUGUUUGGGGUGUUUGCUGCUCUGGGUUUCUUUGCCCCAGCUCUGUUCCUGGUUCCCUAUGCCCGCAGUAAAGGGAUCGAGGAGUACCAGGCAGCUGCUCUUAUGUCCAUCUCUGCAGUGCUGGACCUCUUUGGAAGAGUGCUUUUUGGCUGGGUGGCAAACCUGAGACUGACAGAGACGGUGCAGCAGCUGACGGCUACAGUGAUUCUGCUGGGUACAGUGUUACUGCUAUGCCCGUUGGCUACCUCGUUUUCAGAGCUGGUUGCUUUUAGUGCAGUUUACGGGCUGGUGUAUGGUGCAACGGUUGCCAUUCACAUCACUGUGCUGGCUGAGGUUGUGGGCAUCCAGAGGCUCGGAAGUGCACUGGGGUUCUUCAUGCUUAUACGCAGCAGCGGAGGCCUGCUUGGACCACCUAUUGCUGGAUUCUUCAUUGACAAGAUGAGUGAUUAUGGGACAGGUUUCCUCAUGGCAGGGGUGUCUCUCAUUGUCUCUGCCUUGUUCCUGCUCCUCCUCCUCAUAAUGAACCGAAGAGGUCAGGGCACAGCUAACAAGAGCCAGAAUACACACAAGGACAACAAAGGACAAAGUCUAGGAGGGGAGGAAAAAGAGGAGCAGGACAUGACAUGAUAUUCUGCAGUUGGUGAGUUUAAAAUGGUGACUGAGCCAAAGAUUGCCAUCAAAAAGGAAAAGGAAGAAAGCAAGGACUGGCAAGUUAAACGUCAAAAACUGUCACCCUGCCAUAUGUUGCUUUUACGUACACAAACGUCACACAAAAUUUCCACUGGAAAUAAAGAAAUUGUCAUUUUGUCAUUUUGAUAUAAACACUUCGCAACCCUCUGUUUACUUUUCACAAAGCACAAUUUUACAAAGCGAUCUGUCUCGUUUUUGUUAUUUUCAGUGUUAGCAGUGUCAGUUCUGCAGGCGUGUUUGCAGUCAGUGGAUAGGAACAAAUGUAUUGGGGGUUUUUAAAGAUGCAUUUGAGAUUAAUUUCAAGGAAGAGCAAGUAGAAACACAUGAAAGGGCUAACAGUUUUUAACUGAAUGUUCAAUGCUUUUUGUACCAAUAGACUGACGAGCAUUUUGUACGCUCCCCGAAGCACUGGUAGAAAACACUGGGUUGACUCGUCUGCACAAAGCUGUAGUCAUGAUAAGAUUUGACCUGACCGUUCACAAGCUCAUUCUCAUACGUUAAUAAAUACAACUUUGUUACUGAA
This is a messenger RNA of Haplochromis burtoni (Burton's mouthbrooder), 3550 nucleotides long. RefSeq lists its product as uncharacterized. The transcript is spliced from 6 exons. Gene Ontology annotation, biological process: transmembrane transport; monocarboxylic acid transport. NCBI's taxonomy places the organism in Eukaryota, Metazoa, Chordata, Actinopteri, Cichliformes, Cichlidae. Gene Ontology annotation, molecular function: monocarboxylic acid transmembrane transporter activity. The record is from RefSeq and is a predicted model, not a curated record. The coding region runs from base 1432 to 2964 and encodes 510 amino acids.